Messenger RNA from Heterobasidion irregulare TC 32-1, 1686 nucleotides. RefSeq lists its product as uncharacterized. NCBI's taxonomy places the organism in Eukaryota, Fungi, Basidiomycota, Agaricomycetes, Russulales, Bondarzewiaceae. Gene Ontology annotation, biological process: amino acid transmembrane export from vacuole. The transcript has 8 exons. The record is from RefSeq and is a predicted model, not a curated record. Bases 1 to 1686 code for a protein of 561 amino acids.
AUGGCUGUAGAACACGUCUUCGAAGCCAAACGGCAUAAACAAGAGCUUUGGGGAUGGUUAAGCUAUGCUUUUGCGAGUGAAGUGUUUGUGAUUGUCUCAUUGACUUUGUUUCUGCCAAUAUGCCUCGAACAGUUUGCGAGAGAUAAUGGAUUUUUGCUGCCUGAAAAGACGAUUACCUGUUCGUCUUCCUCGAAUCAGGCAGAAGAUGCUGCUGCACGUUGUGCUGUGAAAUUGGGAUGGGUCUGGAUUGAUAGCGCCAGUUUCAGCCUCUAUGUAUACUCAAUAUCAGUGGCACUGCAAGCUUUGACUGUCAUCUCGAUGGGUGGGAUAGCCGACCACCCACCCCACCGGAAGCGGCUAUUAUUCGGCUUUGCAUCUAUGGGAGCGUCAUCUGCUAUUCUCUUUCUCUUGCUGCCAUCAUCCUCAUCUUUCUGGCCAUUAUCUGGGGUCCUCGCAAUACUCGCGAACGUUGGCUUCAGCGCGUCCGUCGUGGCUAUGAAUGCAUACCUGCCCCUACUUGCUCGGGGGUCGGAAAACGUUGUUCGCGCUCGGACAGAGCUAGAUGCUCUAGACCCCGAAACCGUCACGCACGAGCCCGAAUCAAACGAAGACCAUGCAGAUGCGCCUCUGUUGCAAGACCCUGAAUUUGAUUCCGUCAAAGCUCUGGAUCUUAAACGCAAAUAUAAUACGGAGCUUUCAAAUGCGACGUCUGGUAUCUCGUCCCUCGGCAUCGCUCUGGGAUACUCGUCUGGUAUUGUUCUCCUUGCACUAACGCUGAUCCCCGUCACACUUUUACAUGGCUCUACUUUCUCGUUGAGACUUGCCAUAGGCCUUAGCGGUGUCUGGUGGGCCAUAUUUUCCAUACCCGCGGCUUUAUGGCUACCGAGUGCCACAGAAAGCUCAGGCUUAGAUUUGACAUGGGUGGGCGGGGAAGAUUUAGAGAACGAAGAAGCCGAGUGGAAUACGAAGAGGGAAAUCGUUGCUGCAUGGAAGAGACUUAUCGGAAUGUUGAGUUGGAUCGAGAUUAAGAAACUGAGAAAUACGUUCAAAUUUCUCGCAGCCUGGUUCCUCUUGUCUGACGGCUUCACCACCAUCACAUCGACAGCGAUUCUUUUUGGGAAAACGACCUUGCACAUGUCACCGUCAGCUCUAAUCCUGAUCGGGGUAUUAACACCUACAUCCGGAAUUGUCGGCUCUCUUGCCUGGCCUAUGUUGCAGCGACGCUUCGCUUGGAGCAAUCUUAAGGUCAUUAUCAUCCUUGUGCUAAUGGCAUCAGCGAUCCCUGCAUAUGGAUGUCUCGGAUUCUUGCCGGUCCUUCGGAACAAGGCGGGUUUUGGUGGCCUUACGACUCGGGGAGAAAUGUUCGGAUUGGCGGUAUACUUCGGGGCCGUUUAUGGUGCAUUCCAAAGCUACGCAAGGGCAUUAUAUGCAGAGUUGAUUCCCUCGGGAGAGGAGGCGAGAUGGUAUGGGUUGUUCUCAAUCACUGACAAGUCUAGUUCGUUCAUGGGGCCUCUGGUCGUUGGUCUGAUUGCCGACACGACAGGGAACAUUCGCUUUGCAUUCUUCUUUCUCGUUUUCAUGAUUUGGCUCGCAGUCCCAAUACUGAUGAGCGUCAACAUCGAACGCGGCAGGUCGGAUGCGCAGAGAAAUUCCUAUUCUGCAACUCGUAUCAUACGACAUACAUGA